AUGAUAAGGACCAUCAUCCAUCACAUCUUCUUUCUCUUGUGCCUCCUCGGAAUAGUAAGAGCAGAUACGGAAAUAAUCAACUUCUCACUACCCCUUCCUCCUCUUUCUUCGACUUCAACUCCAAUUCUCUCUACAACUUCGGAUCUCCUCGAAUUGACACCUUCUCAACCUACCCUUCUCAAUCUUACAGAUUCCUCUCCCAAUCAGUCGUUCAUACUUAAUUUCCAAGGGUUGGAACAAGAUUAUCAGAAAUGGACAAUCAGAAUCUCAUGGCCUGGAUCUUCACCCACCAAGAUCAAAAUUAUACCUCCCGACGAAUCAUUGCAAUUUUCGAUAAUCGGUUUAUCCCUAUCUCCAAGGAUGUAUCAUCCACUCUUAUCCCAUGAUCGCUCAUACAAAACCACAGAUCAAUUCCAUACACCAAUAUCAAUCACACUUGAACCUCUGAUACUUGGAGUUAUACCACGUACAGCUUUACCAACCAUAUAUACCAUCAUAUUAGCUCUUGUGAUAGCAGGAUGGAACAUACCUCGUAUGUUGAGGUUGAUCGAGGAUAUAAUCAAUAAAUUCAAUGACCAAUCUCAAGCUCAUCUCAAACGGAGUUGA
Kwoniella botswanensis is the source of this 606-nucleotide messenger RNA. RefSeq lists its product as uncharacterized. The coding region runs from base 1 to 606 and encodes 201 amino acids. The transcript is spliced from 3 exons. NCBI's taxonomy places the organism in Eukaryota, Fungi, Basidiomycota, Tremellomycetes, Tremellales, Cryptococcaceae. The record is from RefSeq and is a predicted model, not a curated record.